This is a messenger RNA of Diospyros lotus (date-plum), 1195 nucleotides long. Its product is annotated as xyloglucan endotransglucosylase protein 6. Gene Ontology annotation, cellular component: cell wall; apoplast. Gene Ontology annotation, molecular function: xyloglucan:xyloglucosyl transferase activity; hydrolase activity, hydrolyzing O-glycosyl compounds. NCBI's taxonomy places the organism in Eukaryota, Viridiplantae, Streptophyta, Magnoliopsida, Ericales, Ebenaceae. Bases 113 to 1018 code for a protein of 301 amino acids. The transcript is spliced from 4 exons. Gene Ontology annotation, biological process: xyloglucan metabolic process; cell wall biogenesis. The record is from RefSeq and is a predicted model, not a curated record.
CUGUCUCUUCCUCCGCAAGCCAGUGAGUUCGGCUAUAUAAGGCCGGGUUUGCAAGGGCCCUUGCAGAGUGGAAGCUUCACUGAGCUCUACUAAUCUUCCCCUUCUUCUUUCCAUGGCGAUGGCUUCUUCUCGAACUCUUCCAAUGGCCAUGGCCUUCACUCUGUUGGCUCUCUCUUUUGCUUCUGCAAUGGGGGGUUCGAUGAACUCAUCCCGAUUCGACGAGUUGUUUCAGCCGAGUUGGGCGCUCGACCAUUUCGUCUAUGAAGGAGAAGUUCUCAAGAUGAAAUUGGAUAACUAUUCCGGAGCUGGAUUUUCAUCAAAGAGCAAGUAUUUGUUCGGGAAAGUGACGAUUCAGAUCAAGCUCGUCGAGGGUGACUCGGCCGGAACUGUCACUGCUUUCUAUAUGUCAUCGGACGGUACGAAUCACAACGAGUUCGAUUUUGAGUUUUUGGGCAACACCACCGGUGAACCCUACCUGGUUCAGACCAAUGUUUACGUCAAUGGCGUCGGAAACAGAGAACAGAGACUCAACCUCUGGUUCGAUCCCACCAAGGAUUUCCACUCUUACUCCCUCCUCUGGAACCAGCGCCAAGUUGUAUUCAUGGUGGAUGAAACUCCGAUUCGGGUGCAUUCCAAUUUGGAGCACAGAGGAAUUCCGUUUCCGAAGGACCAGCCAAUGGGAGUUUACAGCUCUAUAUGGAACGCCGACGACUGGGCGACGCAGGGCGGGCGAAUCAAGACGGACUGGAGCCACGCGCCGUUCGUGGCGUCCUACCAGGGAUUCGCUAUUGACGCGUGCGAGUGCCCGGCGGCGGUGGCCGCCAACGACAACGCGCGGCGGUGCAGCAGCAACGCGGAGAAGCAGUUCUGGUGGGACAUGCCGACGUUGUCUGAGCUGAGCCUGCACCAGAGCCACCAGCUCAUCUGGGUCAGGGCCAACCACUUGGUCUACGACUACUGCACCGACACCGCUAGGUUUCCAGUGACUCCGGCGGAGUGCGAACACCACCGCCACUAGUCCUCAUUUUCUGGUGAUCGGAGUUCAAUCGCAUUGUAAAAAGGGUGGGGCAAAAACGAAAGAAGUUUGAAAAUGAACUCCAUGUGUUGGAAGUCUCUGGACAUGAACUCCAUGUGUUGAUUAGUAUGCACUAUGUAUGAUACUACGUGUCUAAAUUAAAAUAUAUUGCUUUCUCCA